CAGACAAUGUAGCAUGUACACUGCAUGUUUUAUUCAUACUAGUUGAUUUCAUCAAAGUGAACCAAAAUGAUAAGAUUUCUCCAAAUUGUUCACAACCAGUUGGGUUCCUUGGAGGUAGCCUCUUUCACACUGUGGAGCAGUGCUUCAGUUUGGCAAGCACAGUGAAUGCCAAUGUGGUAUACAUUUUGCACUUAAAAGAGGGAGACCAUUGUAAAAUCUACAAGUGUGAAUUGAACAACAUUGAAAAAGAUUGGAACUAUAGUUGGACAAAAGAACCAACGAAGGAUGCAGGAGUCACAUAUGCCCUUCCACAUGAGUACAACAAAAGGUGUCAUAAUUCCUACUUUGUAAGAAAGAUGGACAUUAGGAGCAAAACAUUUUCUGGCUGUUAUCUCUUAUCCAGAUACCAAAACAUAAAACAUCUCAGGGAAUGUGAGGCAAUGGCUUGUAAUGAUAAAGCAAAUACUUUCAAUUUUUACAAUGAUUCUGAAAUCAUUUGUGAAACAAUGCAUUGUGAGUGGAAUACAACUCUAAAUGAUUAUGAUUUAAAAUUGAAACCCAUGCUCAAUAAUAGAACUGCUAGCAUAUAUAGGCUAUCCCAUGUUUCAAAACCAUGCAAUACGUUGUCUUGGAAUGACUCCGUAGAACUCCCAUUCAGAGAGCCUAACUGUUGGCCAAGCUUCUCAGUUGAAUCCUUUCAGGAAAAAGACGAAAAUCUUCAAAACUUUUGCAGCUUUGGAGCUAACACUUUUCAAAAUCAAAUUGCAGCAGUUUCACGUGUUACUGGAUAUAGGUGCCCGAGUAAUGAAGAAGGCACAGAUUGGAAAUAUUCACCUAUUAGAUAUGACACUUAUAAGUUUCCAUCAACAAAGUGGAUAACAGUUCCGUAUCCAGGCACCCCAAACUGUAAUUCCUCCUACAUAUAUAAAAUGGUUAGUCAUAAGGACCAAAAUCAAAUGGCCAACUGUAGUCCUUCUAAAACAAUUCAACAAGCGAGGGAUUUGAGACAAUGCAUGAUAUAUGCUUGUGAAUUAGGUUUCAAUGUGAUUAACUACGACAGUUCAACAAAAUCAGGUCUCAAAUGUCACCUGCUAGAGUGCCAUAAACAUCACAGCGAAAACUAUGACUUUGAGUAUGUCACAGUAAAGCAAGACGAGAAGAGACACAAGAUUCAGGUUUAUGCGCUUCAAUAUGAAACAAAUCAGAAACCCAAAAUAGGCAGUACAUUGGAACCUCCCAAGAGUGCACCAUCCGAGACUCCAGCACAAUGCAAAAAAUAUGAUCCAUUGGUUACAUUUCUUAAAAUAUAUUCCCCCAUGUCUCUGGUGGCCAUUGUUCUGCUUAUCCUUGUCAUUGUAUAUCUAUGGAACCCCUGCCCAGAUGCAAAAUUGAGAAACUGGUUACGAAGAAUAACUAAAGGAAGCCAUGACGUGGAAUUACAAGAUGGAGCAACAAAAACAUCUGGGCAAGAAGAGCUGAAUUCCCCAAUUGGACACAACCAAAGUGAUGACCAACAUGAUGCACCAAAGAAUCAGACUGAUUUAUCUAAAGAUCCCUGUGACUCCAACAAACAGAAUGGCGCUAAAAAUGAUACUGGUGGAGCACAAACAAGAACCUCUAAAGAUGGAGUCGCCUAUCAGAGAGUACCCUCCAAAGAAGAUAAAGAUAAUAAAGUAAAUGAGACCUCUCAAGCCGAGAAGACAGUAAUACAGAUUUCGAAAGAAACUAAAGCAGAAUGACAGGACGUCAUGAGAUAUUUAUGAACUGAAUGAGAUGAUAAUGCUAUAUGGUUACUAACCUAUAGUGUACACUCUUGGGGACCAAUGUGGUUUCACCAAGUUAUCACUCCCUGAUGAUGUUGGCGACAUGUUUGAUAUUGUGCUCAAUGGGGAUCGGAGUGGCGAUUUCUUAUCACUUGGUCUCGCUUUAACAGGUGUAAAUUUCCUAACUCGUAUAAACGAUUUCUUAACUGGAAUCUGCACACGCUUGUUUGGUGACUUAUAAUCCUUAGACAUUGUUGGAGGUGAUUUUGCUUGGGGUGAUUUCAUGUGUGAUUUAAUAACUGUCUGCCCUGUUGAUUUUUUCACUUGUUUCCAUCCAUUUUGAGAUGUUGAUGUCAAGGGAGAUUUCAUGGGGGAUAUCUGAACUGAAGUCGGAGAUCUCAUAGGAAUCGAUUG
Molecule: messenger RNA, 2177 nt
Organism: Owenia fusiformis
Lineage: Eukaryota; Metazoa; Annelida; Polychaeta; Sabellida; Oweniidae
Source: the annotation of a GenBank genome assembly